AUGACGGAAAGAGUCGCAAGCCCCCCACCGGCUGGUGUUACCUCGAAGAAGGUCUGGACAACCCUGAUCACAAACACAGCCUACCUCACCGGCCUCCUCACCCUCGAUUACAGCCUCAAGAAACACAAGUCUGCCUAUCCCCUCAUUGCCCUCUAUACCGACACCUUUCCGCCCGAAGGCCACAAGGCUCUCGACGAGCGCGGCAUACCCAAGCAACAUGUCAAAUAUCUACUUCCAAGCGUGCAGAAAGACUUCACAAACGACCCGCGCUUCUACGACUGCUGGAGCAAGCUGACGCCCUUUUCGCUCGAGGAGUAUGAUCGCGUCGUGCAGUUGGACAGCGACAUGCUGGUGCUGAAGAACAUGGACGAGCUGAUGGAGUUGGAGCUCGACGCGCCGAGUGAGGCAGGCGAGGGGAAGCGGGUGUUCGCAGCGAGCCAUGCGUGCGUGUGCAAUCCGCUCAAGAAGCCGCAUUACCCCAAGGACUGGGUCCCAGAGAACUGCGCCUUCACAUCGCAACACAACUCCCCCGACGAUGCGCAAACCACCGGCGCACCCUCAGAUGCAGGCCUCGGCAUGCCCAAUGGCGGCCUACAAGUCGUCAACCCCUCCAAAGCCGUCUACAACCUCAUUCUCGAGCAGCUCGCCAACCCAUCCUCCAUGUCCUACGACUUUGCCGAUCAGUCGCUGCUCAGCGACCUGUUCUGGGGCCGAUGGGUAGCGCUGCCAUACACGUAUAAUGCCCUUAAGACAAUGCGAACAAAAGGCGUGCAUCACCAAAUCUGGAAGGAUGACGAGGUCAAGAACGUGCACUACAUCUUGAGCCCCAAGCCGUGGGACGAGGAGGCUGGCAAGUGCAGCAACGAGAAUCACGAGUGGUGGUGGGUUGUGAACAACGAGCGGUUGGGAGAGGAGAAAAAGAGCGGGAUCGUGGAUGGCUUUUGAUCCGGGAGAGUGGUGCAGGGGAGUCGGGGAAAAUGGAGAGAACUGGCGAGAUAAUGUGGAUAUGAAUAGAGUGGAGAGAUUGAUAACGAUGCUUCCCAAAAC
This is a messenger RNA of Dothidotthia symphoricarpi CBS 119687, 1047 nucleotides long. RefSeq names its product glycosyltransferase family 8 protein. The coding region runs from base 1 to 945 and encodes 314 amino acids. Lineage: Eukaryota; Fungi; Ascomycota; Dothideomycetes; Pleosporales; Dothidotthiaceae. The record is from RefSeq and is a predicted model, not a curated record. Gene Ontology annotation, molecular function: glycosyltransferase activity. The transcript has 3 exons.